AAAGAAUCUUUUGAUUGGGCUGAGUCAAGUUUGAUUUCUCCGGGAAGGAGAAAGGGAGAGAGAGAGCCUUUGAUUCUUCCGAUGGAGGAGCAGAUCGGAGGGAGCGAGGAUAGAUGGAAGGGAUCGUUAGAGAACAUAACGGAGAUGGCUUCGAAUCUCGAUUCUCUACAGAAGCUUCUCCUCAAGAAAGCUGUCUUCGUUGGAGAAGACACUUUCGCUAGAGCUUCUCUAGUCUCCGAACAAGCUCGAGCAAUCAAGGUACUUGAGCAAAGGGUACAAACACUAGAAAGAGAACUAGAUGCUGCCAUUACAGCUGCUGCUCAUGCUCGCUCAGAGAAACGUCAAGCUGAGGCUUCUCAAAAAGCUGCUGAGUCACGUGCGCAAGAGGUUACAAAAGAGCUUGAAAACACCACAAAGGUUUUCAAGCUGCAUAUGGAAGAGCUCCGAGAGAUGCAAGAACAGAUAUCCAAACGCGAUAACGAGAUUAAGCUCUUGGAAUCUAUAAUCCAAACGCUUGGCGGAAAAGAGCGAUUGGGAAAAAGCGGUGUGAGUGGAUGAGAUGCGUUUAUCACUUGUAGAAAUUUUGUAACCCUGAGUUUGUGAGACAGUUUAUGUAUGACAACGAUACUCCUCUUCCAAGGUAAAAUAUUACAAAAGGAUAUUGCCCA
This is a messenger RNA of Brassica napus (rape), 668 nucleotides long. Its product is annotated as myosin heavy chain, muscle-like. The coding region runs from base 82 to 558 and encodes 158 amino acids. The record is from RefSeq and is a predicted model, not a curated record. The transcript has 3 exons. Lineage: Eukaryota; Viridiplantae; Streptophyta; Magnoliopsida; Brassicales; Brassicaceae.